UUCAACUUUUAGAUUAAUGGUGUUUUUUAGGACGUUUUCCAAUUUAAGUAGUUUCUUACUACCAAUAUACAUUCUUCAGGCUCAUUCUGGCGGUGUGUUUCCUCUGGAAACUAGAUAUGCAUAUUCCCAUAAUCUAAUAUUAUUUGACCAACGUUAAAUUGUUUCUCAGUCUCUCAAAUGUACUUAACUGGUCUGAGGUUUCUUUGUAAUUUUAUUCCAUAUUAUUACUACAAAUUUAAAUAAUAAACCAAAUUUUUGAACACACCUCCUUUAUCUAAUGGUUCACGGAACAUGGUUCGAAAACUAAGAUGUCUAGAGGUGUAAAAGUAACGAAAAAAAGUGUACCCGUAUGUAUUCGUUACUAUAACAAUCAGUACUCGUUACUAUCGUAUCGUUACUCGUUACUUCUGAUACCGCAUAACAUGCAACGAAUCGAGUCGUAUUGCGUAUGCGUACAUUAUGACGUCGCGUAAAUAAUAAUAAUUAGAAUACAUACAAUUAACAAUAUUUGAUAAUUAACAGUUUUUGUUAACCAAGAAACAAUUAAAUCUCAUUAGAGCGGCCUUAUAUUAUCUCUUUUAAGAUAAUAAAAAAACGUGAAAAUUCGCGAUAAUAAAAAACAAAAACAUACAUAUUUCCAAUUUGUAAAAAAUACUUUCUUACGUUGUUUCUGUUCCAAUCUCAAACGUUGUCUACACACACAAUACCUUUAAUAAACAGUAAAAAAACUUGGACGACGAAUUUCCAAAUUAUACUUUACUUAAUAAACAAACAUCGUUCUUUGUAACAUAAAUUCAUCGAAUAUGCGCGCGCAUGCGUGAAACAUACGAAACAUGCGAGUAACGAAAUAUGCGAGUAACGAAAUGCAUCCGUGUGUAACGUUUCGUUACUCGUAUAUAGACGGCGCAUCCGUUACUCAGUAACGAAUACAUACGGUUUGCUACAACUCUAAAGAUGUCUGCCGGAAAAAAAAAACGGAGAAAGAGUGAGAAGCAAAGUAACGUUGCGAGCCCGCUGCUGUGAUGUGGGCGCAGAGCGGCUGUAGCGUCCGGCCAUGUCCUACACGGAACUGGAGCACGGCUACCAAGGUCUGCGCAGGGCACGCCCGUCCUUCUACAUCGGCGUCGACAGCAGCAGCUCCGGUGUCGUGAGGCCGACCAAGAUACGAGUGAGUCGACGUCCGCAGUUUGGCCAUGGAGACGCUCAGCUGGUGGAAGGACUGGUGGCGGCUGAAGCGACGCCGCUCCAAGAAGGACGAGUGGCCGUGCUACUGCGACCAGUGUGUGUUGUUGGUAGCACCGAGGUAGUCGCAGCAAGCAGUGUCUCGGGUGCGCCAGACACUAUGCCGGGCAACCUGAUGAGGAUGGUGUGCUAUUGCUCCCAACAUCAUUCGUCCCACCACAUAUACCUGACCUGCAUCCGCGGCUACCAGUUCCUUGGCUCCUUCCCCAACCUGGGCGAGCUGAGCGAUGUCGGGGACGACGAGCUGUCGGGCGAGGAAGGCAAGCAGGUGGUGGUGGGGGUUUGCGCCAUGGCCAAGAAGUCCCAGUCCAAGCCCAUGAAGGAGAUCCUGACUCGCCUGUGCGAGUUCGAGUACCUCAAGAUGGUCGUGUUCCCAGAGGAGGUUAUCUUAAAGAAACCGGUGGAGGAGUGGCCCGUGUGCGACUGCCUGAUAUCGUUCCACUCCAAAGGCUUCCCGCUCGACAAGGCGAUCCAGUACGCCAACAUUCACAACCCCUUCAUCAUCAACAACCUCCACAUGCAGUACGACAUUCAGGACCGCAGGAAGGUGUACUCAAUACUAAAGAAAGAAGGUAUUGAGAUCCCUCGCUAUGCAGUGCUUGACAGAGAUUCACCUGACCCUAAACAUCACGAGCUGGUGGAGUCAGAGGACCACGUGGAAGUGAAUGGUGUUGUGUUCAAUAAACCAUUCGUCGAGAAGCCUGUAUCUGCGGAGGACCACAACAUAUACAUUUACUACCCAACAUCAGCCGGUGGGGGAAGCCAAAGGCUUUUCAGGAAAAUUGGUAGCCGCAGCAGUGUAUAUUCCCCUGAAUCUCGCGUGAGGAAGACGGGCUCUUACAUAUAUGAAGAUUUCAUGCCCACUGAUGGAACUGAUGUCAAGGUCUACACGGUGGGGCCGGACUACGCGCACGCGGAGGCGCGCAAGUCUCCCGCGCUGGACGGCAAGGUGGAGCGCGACAGCGAGGGCAAGGAGAUCCGCUACCCCGUCAUCCUCAGCAACGACGAGAAGCUCAUCUCCCGCAAGGUGUGCCUGGCUUUCAAGCAGACGGUGUGCGGCUUUGACCUGCUGAGGGCCAGUGGCAAGUCUUUCGUUUGCGACGUCAAUGGGUUCAGCUUUGUCAAGAACUCCAACAAAUACUACGACGACUGUGCAAAAAUCCUGGGAAACAUGAUCCUCAGGGAGCUUGCCCCAACGUUGCACAUCCCUUGGUCAGUGCCGUUCCAACUGGAUGAUCCACCAAUAGUGCCCACCACGUUCGGUAAAAUGAUGGAGCUCCGCUGUGUGGUUGCAGUCAUCAGACACGGCGAUCGGACUCCCAAGCAGAAGAUGAAAGUUGAAGUCCGCCAUCCAAAGUUCUUCGAGAUCUUCGAGAAGUACGACGGGUACAAGGACGGGCACGUGAAGCUGAAGCGGCCCAAGCAGCUGCAGGAAAUCCUGGACAUUGCCCGCUCGCUGCUGAACGAGAUCCAGCACCACGCGGCCGAGCCCGAGAUCGAGGAGAAGCAGGGCAAGCUGGAGCAGCUCAAGAGUGUUCUCGAAAUGUAUGGUCACUUUUCUGGGAUUAACCGGAAGGUUCAGCUGAAGUAUCAGCCCAAAGGCCGUCCCAGAGGAUCCAGCAGCGAUGAUGGUAAAGAUGCGCCAAAGGAACCGUCAUUAGUUUUGAUCCUAAAAUGGGGUGGCGAGCUCACCCCCGCCGGGCGCAUCCAAGCCGAAGAGCUGGGUCGGAUCUUCCGCUGUAUGUAUCCUGGAGGCCAAGGUAGACAUCUCAGCGGGGAAUACGCGGGCACCCAGGGCCUGGGGCUGCUGCGGCUGCACUCCACCUUCCGGCACGACCUCAAGAUCUACGCGUCGGACGAGGGCCGCGUGCAGAUGACGGCCGCUGCCUUCGCCAAGGGCCUGCUGGCCCUGGAGGGGGAGCUGACCCCCAUCCUCGUGCAGAUGGUGAAGAGCGCCAACACCAACGGCCUGCUCGACAACGACUGCGAGUCCAGCAAGUACCAGAACAUGGCAAAGGCACGCCUGCACGAGCUUAUGCAGCAGGAUCGGGACUUCACGGAGGAAGAAUACCGGAAGAUCAACCCCUGCAAUGCCAUCAGCAUCACCUCUGCCCUGAAAAGCGUGAAGAACCCAGUGAAGUGUUGCGAGCGCGUGCAUGAGCUCAUACAAAAGCUGAUGACCAUCGUGAAGAUAAAGAAGGAUGAUCCCAAGACAAAGGAUGCUGUUCUGUACCAUGGGGAGUCUUGGGAGCUGAUGGGGCGGCGGUGGGGCAAGAUAGAGAAGGACUUCUGUACAAAGAACAAGACGUUCGACAUCUCGAAGAUUCCGGACAUCUACGACUGCAUCAAGUACGACCUGCAGCACAACCAGCACACGUUGCAGUUUGAGCAGGCCGAGGAGUUGUAUCUCAAUGCCAAGAACCUGGCUGACAUCGUCAUCCCGCAGGAGUACGGGCUGACGGUGGAGGAGAAGCUCCUGAUCAGCCAGGGCACCUGCACCCCGCUGCUGAAGAAGAUCCGCGCGGACCUGCAGCGCAACAUAGAGGAGUCGGGGGAGGAGACGGUGAACAGGCUGAACCCGCGCUACUCUCACGGCGUGUCCAGCCCGGGCCGGCACGUGCGCACGCGCCUCUACUUCACCAGCGAGAGCCACGUGCACUCCCUGCUCACCGUGCUGCGCUACGGGGGCCUGUUGGACAUAAUGAAUGACGAGCAGUGGCGUCGAGCCAUGGAGUACGUGAGCAAAGUGUCGGAGCUGAACUACAUGUCGCAGGUGGUCAUCAUGCUGUACGAAGACCCCACCAAGGACCCCAGCUCGGAGGAGAGGUUUCAUGUUGAGCUGCACUUCAGUCCAGGUGUGAACUGCUGUGUCCAGAAGGAUUUGCCUAGGGGUCCUGGCUUCCGACCUCACAGUAGAAAUGAGUCUGUCACUUCCAAGACGAUGGAGUCGAGUACGGGAGAGGAGACUUCAUCGCUGGCAGAUGAGAAGACUGUGCCGUCCAGCCGGAUAGAUGAGGAAGAUGCCUUGGAUGAUGACAAAGCAUUUGCGACUCCAGCACAGUCGGUUUCGCCGCUGCCAGUGGACGAUGCCUCACCAACUCUGGAGAAGAAGACUGAUGACUUCAAGGCUUUAGCAGGCAUUCAAAGUUCUGAACCAAUACCUAUCAAAGCCGUGCCGACGAUAUGCCGGGACGACCUGGCGUCACGACUCACGGAGGAGCUGACGAAGCAGUCUCAGCGCAGCCUCCCGCACUCGGGGGCUCGCCCCUCGAGCCCCGACGAGCCGCGGGCCCGCAGCUUCGACCAGCGCGAGGAGACCCAGGACAAGGACGCGACGGCGGCGGUGAGGCGCCACCGGCACAGCGUCUCUGGCCAGAUGGGCUACCUCAAGAUGCUGGGGUUCGGGGUGGCCCCCGGCGGGGGCCUGGUGGUGCAGCACAGCCGUCGCAUCGCCAACGGGGGCUCCACCAGCAGCCUGUUCAGCACCGCCGUCAUCAGCGGCUCCUCCAGCGCGCCCAACCUGCGCGACCUCGUGCCCAGCGCGGCCUCCGUGUCGGCGAUCGAGGGCUGCGGAGGGGUGCCGCCGAUCCGGCCGCUGGAGACCCUGCACAACGCCCUGUCCCUGCGGCAGCUGGACAUCUUCCUGGAGGCCAUGGCCUCGGCGCCCCUGUUCCGCACCCCGGCCUCGUCGCCCCCCAGGUUCCCGUCCACCCCGCUGUCCUCGGCCACGCCCGCGCUCGCCCACCACCCGCCGCUGCGCCUCCAGUCGCCCAGCAACAGUUUUGGGUGGAGUGGGCCACCAUCAUUUGUGUCCAGCAGUGGUCCCUCGUCGCCGAACGCCCUCUCCGACUUUUUCUCUCGUGGGGGCGGCACGUCAGAGAGCAGUGAGAUGUCUCUCUCUGCGAGCCUCAUCAGUAACGAUGGUUUCAAUGGCUUCACGGCGUCACUGGCUCAGAUCUUCCCGGCAGUGCUGGAUCAGGAUCUCAGCAGCGUGGGUAUUCUUCUGGAGGAGAGCAACUCUUAUGCUGCAGGCAGAGACGCCCGCGGUAGCAUCGGAUACGUGGACUUCUAUACGCAAGGAGGAGAUGCUAUCGGCAACCCUGACAACCAGCUCUCGAUUGUUGCAUCGAGAGAGGGAGACAGCGGGGAGGUCACACCUGUGUCGGUGUCGGCCAGCUCCGAGUUUGACUUUCGGACGGGGGGCGGCACCAGAUUUGAAGGAGACGAUAAAGCGGAAAGCUGCGAAAGCGUAGAAGCCGACUUCGUCGUCGAAGAGCUCCCAGAAGAACCGGGAGCAGAGGAAUGCCUACAGCCGGCAGACGCUUGGCAAGAGGAACAGUCUUCCGAGAAAUCGGACGAAGCAGAAACUGGCAAUUCCAGCCUCGAAGUGGAUCUCAACGAAGAGGAGGAACGUACCAUCACCUCGUCAAUGACGACAAUGUCGCCUGCAAGGAAGAGCAUCUUCCAGGUGUUCGGCAGCCCAUUGGCGAAGCAAGGGAUCAGAGACCACAACAGGUUGUCGACUUCGGUCGAGGCAUCCGACCGAGUGGCGGUGCCGGAUGUGCCGUCGGAUGGCUCUCAGCCGGGCGAACAGCCUGCUUGUGCUACAACUCACAGUCCGUCAAACUUGCAAGUCAUCAAAGAGUCUGAAGAUGUGGUCGAGAAAGAGGAGGUCCCUGUGUUCAUGGAGCCUCAGUCCAUUCGAAGACUGAGUUCCGGCAGCCCUCAGUCCAGGCUGCUCUCCAGGAGCCCCAUCGUGUCCUCAUUCACCAGAGACCACAAGCUGUACACCUCAAAGAUGCAGGAUGUGUCCGAGUCCCCUUCUGAUUCGUCGGGAAGCGUGGUGACCCUCAAGUCCUUGCCCAGUGACGAGUUUGUCAAGCCUUUUAUCAGCAGCGAACCCCAGUCGCAGUCGGACGUCGCCACGUCGCUCGACCUGCUGGCCUCAGACUCGAAUGCUCGAAGGAAAGGGAAGGACUCUGGGCAAGUAUCGGAACCCGUCAGAUGUGUGCGAGUAGUAGAGACCAGCCAGCCAGAGUGCUCCACGCCCAUUCUCACGCUUGCCAGCAGUCUUACGGACAGUCCUAGAGUCCAUCGAGGGUUCAAAAUUCCCAAGAAAGAUGCUCAGUGAUUAAAUAUAUUCUGAAAACCUGCUAUAACAAGUAUGGUCAUCAUGACAAAUGUGCUGUAGCUUUGAACAAGAAUGAUCAAGUUAUACAGUACCAGUGCAUGUAGUCAUUCAAUGUGAUUACCAAUGACUUUUUUUUGUCAGUCAUUGUUAUAGCAGGCUUACACUUUGUUUCUAAGAUUGUGAUCUCAACAUGUGAAACAAACCCUGAUAUUGUUUGUUUUUUAAUUUGUGAAUGGAAAUCAUUUUAGAUGUACUUUGAAAGUUUACAAGAGCGAAAAUAAUAUAUAAAAAAGAAAAAAGGUUAUCAGUAUUUUCAUACAUUUAGUAAGUGUGUACAAAAUAUGUAGUUUAAUUUUUAUUGGAGAUGUGCUAUUUGUGCUUUUUUUUUUUACAUACAUAGUUCAAUCAUUUAGUUAUAAUAUAUUUUUAACAGCCACUGCCUCAACUAGUUAUCUACAUAGUGUUCAUUACUUCCUUUUAAUACAUUUCAGAAUGUUUUCAGCAUCUUUGGUGCCUGCAUAUUUUUGAAGUAUUUUAUGCUCAAUAAUAAAAAUUUUCCUUGUUUAAAGCAAGAAGCAAAAAUUAUUAUACAUUAUGUAAAUUAGCAUUCAUUGAUGAUUUUUUUUACAAUUGUUAUUCUGAAAUGAAUCAAAUUCUAAGCCCAUAAUAAUUUAACAGGGAAGACUGUGUGUUUCUGCCAAUCUCAAUCUGUAAGAAAACCCAAAUUAUUUAUAUACUAUGCCCUAACGAGGUAAAAUUUUAAAUAAACUACAAUAAUCUCUUCUGGUUUUUAUGUUGCCUCCUUAACUACUGUGUAUUUGUAACAGAUUCCAACGUUGUCAAAAAAAAAGCUGUUGUAAAAUUAAGUAACUCCUGCUGUUGAUAGCUGAUUUUUAUGUAGAGUUUAACAAAGUAAUUAGAUAAUUCCUGUAUUGACUGUUUACAUACGUGCUAUAGAAUGAUUCCAGUAAAAUUCAGACAAUAUUUAUAGUAUUAUACAUUGAAGUUGCACUAGAGCUAGCCAAUGUGCAGCAGGUAAAUUUUUCUGUUAGAAAUUUCAGAACAGCCCUAUUGUGCUAACCAUGGAAACCAAUGAAUGAAGCAAAUUAAAUGAGCACGGUUUACUCUUACCUUGCAUAAUACCAAAUACAUAUGCGAGAUAAUAAUACCAGUCAGCCAUAAUAAGAUAUUUCGAUAUUUGUGUGAAAAUCUACUGUUAUUGAAACACUACAACACUUGAAAGCAUAUACAUAUAUUUAUAUAUAUGAAUUUAGGAAACAUUACAACAAAAACACCUUUGUUCCCUCUUAUCAAAAUGGUUCAAAUAAACUUCCAGUACUUCAAAUUUCAAGUAAAAAAUGUUUGCCAUUAGAUAAUAAAAUACAUAUUUUAACUUAAUAUUUAUGAAAUAUUGUAGUGCCACUUCUUGCUACUAUGUUAUUUAAUACAUCUGUCUCUGUAGACAGUGUGUGUGUGUCUCACUGGCAGGUCACAUUAGAUACCAAAUUGUCAAAUUGAUUGUAUUCAAGUUUAUCCUGGAAACCAUGCAAAGGUCUAAAUUUGUCAACGAUUCUCGACUAAGUAAAAAAAAAUUGGUGUAGAGGUCUAGGUUAGGUGGUGCAGAAGAUAAUUUGCAUAUGAUUUAAAUAAAUUUAGCAAGUACAAUUUUUAUUUAGUCGCAUGAACUCAAGAUUUUUUUUUUAAGGUCAACUCAGUCAUUUGAAAAUUCUAAAAUAAUUGUGUUAUGCUAUUGAGCUCAUUACCUAAACAUACAUAAAAAACUUGAAAAUAUGCUAUAGUUUACUUAAAUGAAAAUUAUAAGGAUAGCAUUUCAUCUGCAGUUGGCAGGCAAUAUAAAGAGUAUACAAGUAAUAAUUUGCUAUGGUAAAUGUAAAUACCCUUUGUAACGUCUUUUUUUUUUAAUGUACAUAACCAAGAGGCAUCUAAAAGGUGUUGCCGAACAUGUACAAGGUGUGUGUUGUAGUCUAAGACUGGUUUUUUUUUUUUUCCACAAUGGAUGUACCACAGAAGAGAAAUGGAAGCUACAGGUACUAUGUUCCAGUAUUCAAUUCCAACUAAUUGCACUUGAGUUAUUUUAUCUCAGCUCGUGAAUGAUCUUGUUAUUAGUUUGUGUUUCAAGUUUCGAUAGUGGUGAGUAGCCAAAUUAGUUAAAAUAAAAAUAAAAAUUUGAAAUAAAUGUAUAUAUAUUUCAAUUUCUGAAAUAUUGCAGCACACUUCGAGUAAACGAGUCCAUACAGUCACAAGAAAGAUCAUAUGUGUAAAUUCUCAGAAGAAUGACAACACAUGAAGUGUGUGUAAGGGUGGUGCCUAAAUGGAAUGAAUAGACUUAGGUUAGAUCUGUAACAGGUGACUUAAUGCACCUGCUAAGCCUUCUUGUGUAUCUAACUAACAAAUGCAUUUGCAUUACAUUGUACAAAAUGAACCAACCAAUGUGUCGACAGUUUGUGAAAUGUGUAGUCAAAGUAAAAAAUAAAUGCUAGUGCUGCAAAUCAAGAAACUCUAAAAUUCCUUGCAAAUCAAAAAAAUCUAAAAUUCCUUUUAUUUGAAAGCAGGAAAUUUUAUUUAGAUAUUCUUAUGUAUUGGGUGUUGAUUCCUUUCUGCAUAUCAUCCAGUAGGAUAGAAUGGAUUUUACUGGACUAAAAUUUUAAGUUAUGUUUUAUGUUUUUUUGACACUUUUCAGUGUUCUAGUUGUGUAGUUUUAUUUGCAGGCUUAUUUUUAAAAAAAAACGAAUGGCAGAAGGCUCUUCCUUUACUUGUAUUUUUGACAAAGUUCCUAAAAUAUAUUUGGCUGAGCUUGGGGGUAGUGACUAUGCGAUGAUGAUGAUGAUGAUGAUGAUGAUGAUGAUGAUGAUGAUGAUGAUGAUGAUGAUGAUGAUGAUGAUGAUGAUGAUGAUCAUGCAUUAUAUUAUUUCUACCUAGUGCUUUUGUAUUAAACUCUUAAUAGGUACAUUGAUCAUAUGCAUUUUAAGUUAGUAAAUAGUAUAAAAAUGUAUCACUAUUGGUGUGUUGUUUAGCAUCACAGUCAGAUUGUCUGGAAAAAAUAUUGUAUGUUUUAUUUAAACAUUUAUUUUCCUUCAAAUAAUUUAUUUACACAGUGCAAUGGUAAAUAAUAAUUGGUUUUGGAAAUGUAUUUUGUCAAUUUGAAUACAUGAAUACACAUUUUAUGUAUUUAUUAUCUUACAUUUAAUGAAAUUUCAUCACAUAAUACAUUUUUUUGUAUUCUUUAGUGAGAUGUUGGCAUCAUAAGGUUUAUAUUAAAUCAUACAUGUAUUUAACUGUUCAUGUUCCUAUUAAGGUAUGUUCCUCAUUUUAAACUUGCGCAGUAUUUUGCUACCUGUAAAGUGUUGGUUAUGUUUAUUUUACCAAUAUAUUUGCUUCCGUUUGUUAAUGUACAGGGCUUAUUCAACAGAAAUCUCCUUAUGAUUUCUGUUUUGUUAUGCAUUGGCCAGAAAAAAAGAAGUUUUUCUAAUUCAGGUAGAACAUGACAUUGUAUGUUGCCCAGUGUAGGUUGUUAGGCUUUACAGAGAUACAGUGUGAGUAGAAGUUAAUCUUCCACAUUCAAAGCAAAGGUCAAAAUAUUCAGCUAUUAAAUAGACCUCAUACUUGUUUGCACUGUUUUUUUGUACUAAGUACUCCUAAUUCUGUUAGCACAACACGUAAAAAAGAAGGGGGGAAAAGGGUAAAAAUAAGUAUUUAUUGAAAGGUUAAGUUUAAAAUUCUGAUUAUUGCAUCUCACUAAUGCAAAUUGAGAUCCUCAGUUUAUUGAGCACCGAUUCACUCAGCUGAAGGAGAUAAGUUGGCGUCUAGUUGUGAAGUAUUUAUUUAUUUAUUUUAAGCUUAGUACCCAAUAAUAGAGGAGAGGGGGAUUUUUUGUAAUUCCAUCUCUUUCUUGGGGGAGGAGGGUCCAUGUUGCCAUACAAUAAUUAACAACAAAAGAAGGGUCAUUUUUAAUUUUUUUUUCAAUUGUUUGAGAAGAUUAGUUGCAAAUGUUUCCUAGCUACAGCUUUUUUUUUUCACUUUUUAUUUAUUUAUUUAUUCAGUUUGGAAAAGGGUUUGGCUGCCCUACAUUUCUCCCCCUAACUGUAUAUGCUCUUGAUCAAAGGGUCUUUUUCUUUUUUAUAUCUCAGGUCUGCUUAAUUUUAUUAAGUGUGUUAAGAUAUUUGAUUUAUUCCAUUUGUAAGACAGGUUACGAACAAAUUUUGAAAUGCAAGUCUGAAUGUCCGACCUUGAAUUUUUAUUUGCUUUUGUAUGCUUCAAUUAAUUUGUGGUUUGAUUGAUUUAUUAUUUUGUGAAUUUAUUCAGUAAAUUUUUCCUUGGAAGUUUAAUGUUUGGAAUGUGAAGUUGUAUGAAACUUGUAACUGUGUAAACUACCUGAUCUGCCACACAUUAAAUGCUUGCCAUGUUGACCUGUCUCAAAUAUAACUCGGCAUUUUGCCUUGUAUGCUAACCAUGGAUGGCCUAUGAACACUGGCAAGAUUUUUAUUGAACAAGCCUUGUCCAUUGCAAAGAAUUCUUGAAUAUUGGUUGCACAUGUUAGUAGUAUGACAGUUGUAAAUUAUUUAUUCUUAGAGUAAAAAUAUGUAAUUUGUAUUGUAGGUUUUACUAUCUAAAUGUAGGCUGUGAUAGGUACGCUGUAAUAUUGCUCUGAUCAUUUCAAAAAUGAUGAUAAUUUAUUGUUGAACGAUGGUGUAUUAUGAAGCAAGUUCUUGUAUUUAUGUUGUCAACGGUUAUCUUACAUUGUUAAUCAUGACAUUUUAUUAUUUUUCCAUUGCCAUUGUUACAGUAAGAUACAUAGUUUUUAAUAAUGUGAGCUGAAACCAGUCAGUCACAGUAAAUACAUACUCAUAUUUCUCUAAAAUUGAUUGUGUUUGAGAGCUUGAACGGGAGUGAGUGUAGCUGGUAAAAAAAAAAAAAAAGUGCAUUUAAUAGAAAUAAAAUGUAGUUUUUUUUACAAAAA
Molecule: messenger RNA, 11351 nt
Organism: Bacillus rossius redtenbacheri
Lineage: Eukaryota; Metazoa; Arthropoda; Insecta; Phasmatodea; Bacillidae
Product: inositol hexakisphosphate and diphosphoinositol-pentakisphosphate kinase 2
Exons: 28
Coding region: 1055-6373 (1772 amino acids)
Biological process (GO): inositol phosphate biosynthetic process; inositol metabolic process
Cellular component (GO): cytosol
Molecular function (GO): diphosphoinositol pentakisphosphate kinase activity; 5-diphosphoinositol pentakisphosphate 1-kinase activity; inositol hexakisphosphate kinase activity
Source: RefSeq, a predicted model, not a curated record